CUAGGAAGUAUACUGUAGCUUUUUUAUUACUUUUACCUGUUAACCCGUGACCAUCUGUUUAUUUUUGGUAGUCGAGUACGAAAGUAAAUCUAAAGUACAGAAACGCCUUAUUUAAAGUCAGUUGUUGUUGUUUUUUACACGACGACGAAAAUAUGUGUAAAUCGUCAAAAUACGUGAAGAUUAAGUUUGUGCAUUGUUUUUUGAUGCUCAUUUUGGUGAUAUCUGAUACUCUGGAGUUUCAUGUUCGUGGUUCAAGUCCUCUGGUUGUUCCUCUGGGAGGUUCAGUGGUUCUGCCCUGCUAUGUUGAAACACCCUUAGUAAUGGAGAGGGUAAAGGUGGAAUGGAGAAGAACAGAUUCAGAGGCUCUGCUUCAUCUGUUUCUACAUGGAGAUAUUAGACCGGAGGCUCAACAUCAGGAUUAUCAUGAUAGAGCUCAUUUCUUCACUGAAGACAUUAAACAUGGAAACUUCUCCCUUCUGUUGAAGAAUGUAAGAAAAGAAGAUAAAGGGAUUUACAGAUGUAAAGUUUACAGUGAACAGGAUGCUGACAAAACAUUGGUUGAAAUAAAAAAUGUUGAAUAUUUGAUCGUGUCAGGAUCAGAUCAGUUGAUAUCUGCGUUUGUUGGUGAUGACGUCACUCUGAGCUGCUCUGUGAACUCUCACAUCAAACCUGAUGAGAUUGAAGAGGUUUCAUGGAAGAAAUCAAAUAAAGGCAAAGACAUCUUGGUUCUUCUCUAUCAACACAAUAAAACUAAAUCAGAAUCAUCAGAUGAACAAUACAGAGACAGAGUUGAGUUCUUCACUGAUGAAAUCCACAGAGGAAACUUCUCUCUCAGACUGAAGAGAGUCACAACUGAAGAUAAAGGAGUUUACAUCUGUCAAGUGUUUACUGGACGGCUAUCAGCAAACACAACUGUUAAACUGGAGAGACUGGGUUUCUCAGCUCUACAUAUAAUGGUGUUGAUUCUCUGUAUUGCUGCAUGUGGAUCUGCUCUUCUGUUCUGCUCUCUCACAUACUGUAAAUUUAUUAAUAAAGACAUAAAGGUGCUGGUUCAUGUUUGUCUUCACUUUUACCCGAAUAUUAUGAUGUUUCUGGCUUCAGUCUUCUGGUUUGGUGCUGAAGCAACUUGCGCUUUGCACAUGGAGGGUGCGGUCUCCACUUUCCAUGGGAUCAAUGGCUUAGGGCGAUCCAUUUGA
Molecule: messenger RNA, 1196 nt
Organism: Misgurnus anguillicaudatus (oriental weatherfish)
Lineage: Eukaryota; Metazoa; Chordata; Actinopteri; Cypriniformes; Cobitidae
Source: RefSeq, a predicted model, not a curated record